Molecule: messenger RNA, 1839 nt
Organism: Seminavis robusta
Lineage: Eukaryota; Bacillariophyta; Bacillariophyceae; Naviculales; Naviculaceae
Source: the annotation of a GenBank genome assembly
AUGAUGACAAAUCAAACAUCAGUCAUCAUUCUCGACUUCGACUCGACCAUUGCAGGCUUUCAGUGCAAUUCUCAGCAGCCUACAAAGCUCACAAGAAGCAGCCCUUUUCAUGUGCCACUCUCAGCCGCCUCUGUCGUCGAAUAUGCUGCAUCUGGCACAGUUGAGCCAGAAGACAAUGACAGUGUUUUAAUCGAAUUUCCCCCUCCGCUGACGCCUCUGCAACGAACAACUCGCGCCCUGGAAUUCUACAAACGCGUCUUGCCCGUGUUGGCGGCAUACAAGGCCAAAGAAGUCGAGUUGAAUCUUCGAAAAACAUUGGGUGAUGCCACACCUCCGGAAGAAGAAGAGGAAAUGUGGAAAGAACUAGACGAAUGGGGAUCCACUAGAAUCUCCGAAACAAUCAGCGAGAUGCGUGGAUUCUACGUCAAGAGUGGUCAGGUCAUCUCCACGAGGGUAGAUCUGUUCCCCGAAGCAUACACGUCCAAAUUGCAAGUUCUACAAGAUGGAUUGGAACCUAUGCCAUUUCAACUGGUCGAAAAAGUGGUUCGCCAAGAAUUAUUGGAUGGAGCGCCGCUCUCGGAGUUGUUUGCUUCUUUUGAGGAGGAACCGCUGGGAAGUGCCAGCAUUGCUCAAGUUCACAAAGCCACGUUGCUAGAUGGACGAACUGUGGCAGUCAAACUCCAGCGACCCAAUGUCGAACCAAAGCUUCUGGGGGAUGUGGCCAAUUUGAAACGAAUCAGCAAACUGCUCGCAGACAGUUUACCCGUGGACUAUUAUGCUGUUUUUUCCGAAUUGGGAGAUGCCUUAGUCAACGAGUUGGACUUUUUGGCAGAAGCACAAGCUAUGCGCAAGAUUGACCUUGCCGUUCGACAUGACAAUGAUGGAAAAUCAUGUCCCAAUCCACCCAUUACUGUGCCUCUACCCGUCGGAGAACUCGUCAGCAAGCGUGUCUUGGUGAUGGAUUUCAUCGAAGGGGCUCCACUCAAUCAAUUGAGUCAACGAAUGGAAGAAAAGGGAAUCAAACCGGGAUCUCCCGAGGCAAAAAUUGCAGGACGACGGAUUCUGGAUGGCUUGACUGCGGCGUUUGGACGCAUGAUCUUUGGCGCCGGCUUUAUUCAUGGGGAUCCGCAUCCAGGGAAUAUCUUUAUCGGAAACGGUGGCAAAGUAUCCCUCAUUGACUGUGGUCAAUUUAAAGCACUCCCCAGACCGCAACGAGUCGAAUUGGCACAGCUACUUUUGGCUGUCGCGGAGUAUCAGUUCAGUAAAGGCGCCCCAGAGGCAGAAAGAAACUUGGCAAACCAUGUUCGAGGCUUUGGUGUGACCUUUAUGGAUGGGGAGCAAGAGAAUGAUGAGUUGGCCUGUGCCGUCGCGCUAGUCCUCUUUGGAGACACGGGUGUUCCUUUGCCAGGAGGAUAUUCCAGCAACGAGCUCUCGGAAGAUUCUCCUAUCAAACUAAUAGCAUCGUUCCCUCAAGAAUUGGUCCUCAUGGGACGAGCGACAGUCUUGUUGAAGGGCAUUGCCAAACGCCUCGACAUUCCCUUGUCACUCGCGGGACGGUGGAAUGAUGGUUGUCUUAUGACUGUCGAAGCAGCAUCUGCACCCACGCUACCACUUUGGGGCAAGAGCAUUGUGAAGGGCAGUGGUGAAUCUACCGGUACGGAGGGUGACGAGAAGAUUCGGUUUCGCCAAAUUGCAAGUUUGUUCAAGGACUAUGCCAAGGGAAAAGGCAAACGCCUAGCGGAACGUAGUGUGGACAAACUGCCGACCAAACUCAGGUCAAGACUACUUGAAUAUGUCGUAGAACGACAAGAGCGCCGCGAUGCCGAGAACGAGAAAUAG